Pseudozyma flocculosa PF-1 is the source of this 1062-nucleotide messenger RNA. RefSeq lists its product as uncharacterized. Gene Ontology annotation, cellular component: heterotrimeric G-protein complex. The record is from RefSeq and is a predicted model, not a curated record. Gene Ontology annotation, biological process: G protein-coupled receptor signaling pathway. Bases 1 to 1062 code for a protein of 353 amino acids. The transcript has 3 exons. Gene Ontology annotation, molecular function: G-protein beta/gamma-subunit complex binding; GTP binding; GTPase activity. NCBI's taxonomy places the organism in Eukaryota, Fungi, Basidiomycota, Ustilaginomycetes, Ustilaginales, Ustilaginaceae.
AUGGGCUGCGGAGCGUCCAAGGUCGACAAGGAGGGCCAGGCCCGCAACGAUGAGAUCGAGGCGCAGCUCAAGAGGGACCGCCUGGCCCAGAAAAACGAAAUCAAGAUGCUCCUCCUCGGCGCCGGAGAGUCGGGCAAGUCGACCAUCCUCAAGCAGAUGAAGCUCAUCAACCACGGAUCCUACUCGCCAGAGGAGCGCGACUCGUACAAGGAAAUCAUCUUUUCAAACACGCUCCAGUCGAUGCGCGUCAUCCUCGACGCCAUGGAGCGCCUCGACAUCCCGCUCGCAGACGGCGGCAACGCCGGCCGCGCCGAAAUCAUCCUCGGCCUCACGCCCAGCAUCGAGAGCGAGGUCCUUCCGCGCGAGGUCGCCGACGCCAUCUACGGCCUCUGGAAGGACGCGGGCGUGCAGGAGUGCUUUACCAGGAGCCGCGAGUACCAGCUCAACGACUCGGCAAAGUACUACUUUGACUCGAUUGAGCGGAUGGCGGACCCCAACUACCUGCCCACGGACCAGGACGUGCUGCGCUCGCGCGUCAAGACGACGGGCAUCACCGAGACGCACUUCAAGAUUGGCGACCUCAACUACAAGCUGUUCGACGUGGGCGGCCAGCGCUCGGAGCGGAAAAAGUGGAUCCACUGCUUUGAAAACGUCACGGCCAUCAUCUUUCUCGUGGCCAUCUCCGAGUACGACCAGCUGCUGUACGAGGACCAGAACGUCAACCGGAUGCAGGAGGCCCUGACGCUGUUUGACAGCAUCUGCAACUCGCGCUGGUUUGUGCGCACCUCGAUCAUCCUCUUCCUCAACAAGAUUGACCUCUUCAAGCAGAAGCUGCCCAUCUCGCCUAUGGGCGACUACUUUUCCGACUACUCGGGCGGCUCCGACUACAACGCCGCGUGCGACUACAUUGUCAACCGCUUCGUCAGCCUCAACCAGAGCGACGCCAAGACCAUCUAUACCCACUUUACCUGCGCCACCGACACAUCCCAGAUCCGAUUCGUCAUGUCGGCGGUCAACGACAUCAUCAUCCAGGUCAACCUCCGAGACUGCGGUCUGCUCUAA